Molecule: messenger RNA, 6189 nt
Organism: Aspergillus terreus NIH2624
Lineage: Eukaryota; Fungi; Ascomycota; Eurotiomycetes; Eurotiales; Aspergillaceae
Product: NACHT domain protein
Exons: 4
Coding region: 1-6189 (2062 amino acids)
Molecular function (GO): protein binding
Source: RefSeq, a predicted model, not a curated record
AUGGCUCCCUCUGUCCUGUCCCCUACUCCGGCCAAUGUUCCCCGUCUCUUCUCGCCGGGACCUAGACGUAUUUCCAGCUUCGCAGAUAGCGACACCUUGUCCAACGCUGGAAUGAGCCACUCGUUCUCUCUUGGGAGACUGAGCUCGAAACGGAUGACCUCCAGGACAACUAACAUUACCAGUGUGGUGGAGUCUUUGAAACGCCGCAAUGGAGAUGAACUGGGCUCCUCAGCCUCGUCACAGUUCAUCAACGGCGUCUCUUAUGCAUCCCUGCUGGAUUGGAUUCGGGGCCAGCGUAUGAGCCUUCUGCCUCCUGAGGGAAGUCCCUAUGACAAGGUGCUUGCGUGGGCCCAGCUGUUCAUUGAGAGAAUCCACUCCUUUGACUUAGCUAUCGAGCCCUUCGCAGGUGAUAGCUUCCUCGCUGCCGAGCUCGCUUACGGAUACUGUAACAUGCUUCUCGAACUCGGCAGGGAAAAUGCACAGGCCCUCAUUGUCUCCUUCGGAUUCUUCUAUAGCACCUCGAUGACCUUGGCCAACCUCCUCGAGCGUGCGGAACUGUUUGUCGUCACCCAGGAGAUUCGUGAUCAGUUGGUUCUGGCUCUUGGAGACCUGGUGACUCUCGUCGCCAGUGUAUCGUCCCAUUUCCACAAGGCAGUUCGUGAAAUGAACCGGAAGCGCAUUCAUAUUGACAUCUACCGUACCUUCCCGAGCCAGAUCCAAACCUUCCGUCAGCGAUGUGAGAAGAUCGCCAUUGCUAUGUGGAGGCACCAGCUUCUGCGAGAUAAUGUUGAUGGCGACCGAGUUUCUGAGGUUCAAUCAAUCCGGUCCUGGCUGACGGCAGAUGACUAUGUCCUUAAUAACAUUGCCGAGAGUGUGUCCCAUCUUGCUCAUGAGCGGGAGGAGCUUACCUGCCUCUGGAUGUCGUCCUACCUGGGACGGUUCCUGAAAAGUAACCUGCGAGCACUUUCAUUGGCUGGCAAGCCAGGAUCAGGAAGAACUGUUCUGGCCUCGGUGAUUGUCGACCACCUUCAGCACCCCAUCGGAGGUGUCUCCUACAACGCCUUGUUUAUACCUAUUAAUGCCAGAAUUCCCGCAGAGACCAGUGCCCGUGCUGUCGCCCGCACUAUCCUAUGCCAGCUUUUCGAAAAGCGCAUUGGCAAUGUUCAACUCUUCCAAAUCUUAACUGAUGCAUUCCAGCGUGGAAAGCUGUGUACCAGUGAGGAAGAGUACGACCAGAUCUUGUGGACUGCGCUCGGGGAAGCCUUGGGGGCUAGGCUUCAAGGAGCCAAGGACCUGGUUCUGGUGGUUGAUGGGGUUGAUGAGGCUUCCUGCGGCGAGGGUGUUUUGAUGCAGAAGCUUUUGACUGCCACUUUGCAGGGGUCCAACGCCCGGUUGAUCACGCUCGGAUCACAGAGACCGGCAUCAACAGAGGGCUUGACGUGUGUGCAGAUCAGCGACGAUCUGAUCUUCGAUGAUAUCUCCGCGGUUAUCCGCAGCCACUUCAAGAACCAGGUCUUGGCUUCGAUGUCUGAUAUGGAGCAAGAGACGGUUGUGGCUCGCAUUGCGGAGGCCGCGAACAGCUCAUUCCUGUGGGCAAAGCUUGCAGUCAAGCGUGCUCGUAUCGAAGGAAAGCCCGAGGGUCUCCGCAAGGUUGUGGAUACUCUCGUUGAAAAGAAGCCUACUAUUUUGGACUUUGUGCUUGAUGCCUUGCAGAAUCCUAAGGUGACGGCCGAGGCAAAGCACAUGCUUCUUUGGCUGGCAAUUGCUGAACGACCCCUGCAGAUGAAAGAGCUGGUUCUUCUGUCUGCAGUGGAUGUUGAGAAGCAGACUGUUGCCGAAAAGGAAAUUGAUGUCCUGGGUGAUCAGGCUCUGGGACUCUUGAAGUCCCUUGUCUUCGUGCGCGAUGGCCUGGUGUACUUGCGCCAUGGUCAGAUCCGUUCUGCCAUUCUUGAGGCAUUCGCCAAGGGAAAGCUGGUGCCCAAUGUCAAAGACCCCCACGCAGACCUCGUCAUCAGACUCCUCGUCUACAUCAAGUCAACCGUCACCGAGCAACGCGAGCCUUCCCUUACCUCAUUGAAUGCGCAUGACACGAACAUCCUCCUCAGCAAACACCCUCUUCUCGACUUUGCUCUCAGAUACUGGCCUUUCCAUUUUAGACAGACAUCUGUCUUCGUCAAUGGUGGAAGAGCUAAGGCAGCCCAGGAGUUCACCAAGUACUUGCCAAUUUCAACCACUGUGGUCCUCCUUCAAAACACAGUUUGGGAGCGUUUGCCCACCGCCGUGUUGCUAUACUACCGCAUGAUCAUUGCCAAUGUCUGUCGGGAGACACUAACCGACAACCAUGUGGUUACGCUCCAAUCUAUCAUCUUUCUUGCCCAGCUGUAUCGCCAGUUGGGGCGGCCGGCCGAGGCGAUCCCCCUGUUCUACCAGGCUGCCCACACUAGCUCAACAUUGUUGACGGUCAAGCAUACUUUGACAAUGCACAUGGCUAGUACUUUUCUCGAAUUGACGGUGGAGCACGUCACAAACUCCAAGGUGGAAAUAAUGAUGCAAAGAGAGCGCUGCUUGACUCUUCUGGUCGAGUGCUACAAGGUUCACUACGGCAGUACCUCCGAGAAUGUGGUCACCGUACUUAAGCAGCUCUCCGAGCAUUAUAAGCUAAUCAAGGAAGAGACAAAGGCUCAGGAGAUUAUGAAAGCCAUCAGUGUCAUUACUGAAACCGAGUACGAGGCCCACGGCACAACCGGACAUCUUGAUGUUUCCUUAACAGCCCCGACGGAGGUUGAUACCAAGACUGGUGAUACCUUCCUACUGUUCAGUGCAGAACAUGAUGAGGUUAUCGAGUCCCACUACGACUUUGAGGCUUCCCUGCAACUAGCUCAGAAUUACGCAGCUGAAGGACGAUAUGAACUUGCUGAGCGCACCUUCGUUGAGAUUUGGCAGCGAGCAAGUGAGGAGCACCGCAUGCAGGCGACUGGACUCUGGGAGGAAAGAAAGAUGGAGGCCAUUCUCGUAUACACACAGUUCCUCAAGUCACAGAAGAGGGACCGCGAGGUUUCCUCGAUUCUUUCAAGUUUCUGGCAGGAUGUCCAGCAGAAGACCACGUCUAUCACCAGCGAGUCGUCCAUUUCAUACUUCCAACAGAUUGCUCAGGUGAUGAAGACAGUUGGCCUGUCGACGGCUGCCUUGAGUGUCUACAAGUAUUGUUCGGAGUACUUCCAGAGCACUCGUCGCACCGAGACUUCAGUUUACAAGGAGAUUCAGCAGCACAUUGAGACUACUCACAAGGAGGUAUUGGAAACUGUCACCACCACAACUGUGACCUCUGAGUCGACUCUUGAAGAGCUAGUAUUUGAGAGAUUCUCUUCUAUCUCUACUCUUGACGGAACUUCGUUUGCCGCAAUCGAGAACUUGGUACAGAUGUACAUUUCCCAGCAUCGCUGGCGGGAUGCCUCUCGAGUGAUCAAGCGUAUCCUCCGGGUCGUUUGGCCUUCCCUCUUUGCUCCACUGCUGGAGGAUGUGACCCUUCCGCCUAAGUAUUUAGAAAACAGUGUGACACUGACUGGUCGUCUCUGCCAAUGUUACCGCUCCCGUCGUCGCACCUCGAAGGAGCAGGACACCCGAGUGCGUGUCUACCGUGCCAUGAGGUUUGGAAAGAAGGUGGAUGAUAAGCUGCGGCAAACUGUGGUUGCAGACCUUUUGCGUUUCCUUGAGCUCACAUCUCAGACCGACAUGAUCAUUAACGUUCACCAAGAGUUGUUGAAUGACUACGUUGCCCAUUAUGGAGAGGAGCACACUAUUGUUAUCAAGGAGCUCUGGACUCUGGCGAGGUUGACUCGUCCCCGGCCUAUCUUCAUCGACUAUUACCAGCAGAUUAUUCAGAAGCUGAACAAGGGCUCUGCUACUUGCCAUCCUGAAGCAUUUGAACCGCUUGUCAUCGUGUCCACGGAACUCUGGAACCAGGGACGGUACUCGGAUGCUCUACGCCACUAUGUGAUUCUGUUCCAGACUUUCUUGGAGCAACACAAGGUGAGCUCCAAGUUUGAAGAUCACAGCUUCGUCCAGGAGGUUUUCAAUCGCUACACCCAAUGCCUUCGUGCCACCCGCACCGAAUUUACCACCCUGCACAAGGUCACCGUUGACUACCAGGCCAAGUGUAAGACCGUAUUUGGCAUGUCGGCAUCGGUCACUGUCCAGGCCACGUACACCCUGGCGAAGCUCUGCCAGGAAUCCAAGCGCUAUGAGUCCGAGGCCGUUGCUCUGUACGAAGAGCUUGUCAAGAUGAAGACGACAGCAAUUGAUCUCCAAGAGGUCUCUUCGAUCUUGGAGGCUAUCUACGAGGAGGAGACAACCCUGGUCACCUCGACUGAGCGCCGUGAGUCAAUCUCUUCUACUCAGUACCAGCGUGCCGUGCAGGUGCUGAAGAAGCGUGUCACCACUGUGCGUCAGACCUAUGGCUGGGCUCACGAGGAGUCCCUUUCAAAGAUGGAGGAAAUCGUCAAGUUGUAUGUGCAGGCCAACGAGACCAAGACUGCCGUCAAGGAGCUCAAGGAGGCUACGGUGCAUAUCCUUACCUCGGAAACGUCUGUUACCACACUGAGCCGUGCUGCUGCUAGUAUCGCCUCCAGUUACAUUGCCAUCGGUCAGACUGAGAAGGUCACCGAGCUGAGCGAGGAGAUUUACCGCCAGAUCAUCUUGAAGGACACCAGCAAUGUGGAAAAGGUACAGUUCAAUCUCUCGUCUAAGGAGCAACACAGUCUGGCCUUCCUCGCCCAGCUUCAGCACAGUCUGCGGUAUAGUGUCUCCAGUGUCACCGAGAUCCUGGCGACGUUGAAGACCGAGUACGUUUAUUUCGAGGAAUUCAGGAUGGCCGUCAAGUCCAAGAGUAGCACUCUUCACUCCGUUACUCUUUCUGCGUCUCGCCUUUAUCAGUUCUUGGUCAAGAAUAACCGCCAUACGUCGGCCACGCAUGUCUUCAAUGGGCUCAAGAACUACUUUCUCUCCACGGAAGGAAAGCGGAUCAAAUGCACUGAGUCUGCUGAGGUGGACAUCUUUCUUCAGACUAUGUUGGAGUACUUGACCACCCAUCGGUCGCAGAACUUUGUCCGUUCUGUGGGCAUUGUUUCCAACAACCGCGUCGUGGAACUCCUCCAGGCCCAGAAGCUCGAUGCUGCUUGUGCUCUGGCUCUCGCGUCCUUCAAGUAUAUCUCCGCCCAGGAUAACUAUCGCUCUCCUACCAUAGUGAAAUUUGUAUUCACCCUGGGCAUGACCAUCUCCGGCCGCGAUCUGGCUGUCCGACUGCCCGCCAACAAGCAGCUCCUGAAGACGUCUGCGAUCAUCAUGCAAGACGCACUCCGCGUCAUUCAAGAGCUGAAGAUCAACCUUGCCCAGGUAGACAUCGACCAUCUGAACAGCUUGAUCGGCCUUCUGGGAGAGCAACAGGACUACCAGACCAUGGCGUGGCUCCUCACCAUGCUGUGGAACAGUCGCGAGGUCCAGCGCAACUGGCAGCCAAGCCUCACUCUGGCCCUUGGCCGUCGGUUCAUUAUGGUCCGCUACCUUGUUGGGGACACCACUGGCGCUCUACGCCUGGCUGAAGACGUGGUCUACAACUGCCGCCGCGUGCACGGAGCACGUCACCCCAGCACGCUGGAGAUGUCUGUCCUGCUCUCACAGGUGUACACCGGCAUCGCGCAGCGCUACCAAGCCCACAAGGAUGGAAAAGAACUGGCCAAGCGCUACUACAAGAAGAGCGUUGCGCUGCACGAGAACAUCCUCCGUGCCUUUAGCGACCCAACCACUGCCGAUAUGGAAUACAUGGACGGCAGCAUGAGUCUGGAUGGAUCGGCAUUUGAGCUGGACCUCUCUGACAGUGGCUUGCUCGCGGGUGCCUUGACCCCCGGCGAGUAUGUCCGCAACCACUUGAAGCUCCUCAAGCUCUCGGCUGAGCGCUUGGGUGACUGGCCCAAGGACUACAGCGAGUAUGAGCGGCUUAACGCAGAUCUCUUCCGCGAGUUCCCAGAGGACUUGAAGGGUGUGGAGGGCGUCGAGAAAUGGGACCUCAAAGCCUUCGGUGGAGGCAAGGCUGAGAGUAAUGAGGACCAGGUCGAUCUGCAGUUCAAGGAUUGGCAGCUGUUUGAUACCCAGGUGGAGACUAAUGGUGCUGAAACUGUGGAGGAGGAGCUGUGA